Molecule: messenger RNA, 186 nt
Organism: Bipolaris sorokiniana ND90Pr
Lineage: Eukaryota; Fungi; Ascomycota; Dothideomycetes; Pleosporales; Pleosporaceae
Exons: 1
Source: RefSeq, a predicted model, not a curated record
AUGUCUAAUCAUGCUACGCGAGAUGCGACAGUCAUUCUGACCGAUAGUAACAACUGGACAGCGUGGUAUCGCCAACUUAAAAUCAAAUGUGAAUCACUAAAGAUUUGGGCACUCGCAGAUCCAGAGGGCUCGCAAGAACCACAACCAAAACCAACGCUUCCGCUCUCUCCCGUACUAUCGAAUUAC